This is a messenger RNA of Musca vetustissima, 1374 nucleotides long. RefSeq lists its product as uncharacterized. The record is from RefSeq and is a predicted model, not a curated record. Bases 1 to 1374 code for a protein of 457 amino acids. NCBI's taxonomy places the organism in Eukaryota, Metazoa, Arthropoda, Insecta, Diptera, Muscidae. The transcript has a single exon.
AUGACAAAGGUUCUGAUGAAAUUAUUCCCCUGGGAUGAAAGUCAGAGGGAUCACUACGAUUAUUACGAAUUAAAACCCUACCCAAGGUACCAUUGGCUAGAGAAAAAUCUACAAAAGAACGGUGGUAUUUUUUACACCCCACAUUGGCGUAAUUUACAAAACACAACCCUCAUAACGGCCACCUCUCAAAUUACCCCCGGAAAUUUGGCGUAUUUGCAUAAAAAUGGCAGGGUGAAAAUAAAUGGUGUCACGGCAAGACUGAUCUUAUUAUUUGCCGAAAAAUACAAUGCCACACUGAGGAUGUUUAAACCCCUCAAAGUGGGAGAGAUUAUCCACUAUAGCCUCAUUAAUAAAUGGACAUAUGAAAAUAAAUUGGAUAUAUCCAUGGUCUUGGCCUCUGGGGAUGGUAACCGGACAAUGCGUUACCUUUCCGAUGUUUUUGAUCUCAGUCAUGUUAUGUUGAUGUUACCCUGUUCCGGAGAACUUAGCCUAAGGGAGGUGUUUGGUAUACUGCUCAAUGUACCCUUCUUUGGUUAUAUUUUCAUAUGUACCCUGCUGCUCUCCCUGAUACACUACUUCGUAGAUGUGAUUUUUGAUGGUGUUCGCAAUUAUUUAAACCUAAUUCUGAAUCUGAAAAUAUUUCCCAGCCUCUUGGGCCAGUCAAACGAUAUGAGACCCUCGAAAUGGAAUGGUUUAAAUAUCAUCUACUUUCUGGCAUUUGUGGCAGGACUUAACAUUAGUAUUCUCUUCUCCGCCAAAGUGAAUACCCUCUUUACCUCACAACCCCAAAAACCGCAGAUAUCCACCUUUGAGGAACUGAAAAAACAAUCGUCUCUAAAAAUCCUUCUCGAUGCAAUCGAUGUAAAGGACUACAAGGAAUGGCUACCCACAAUAGGAAGGGCCUAUAUCUCCUCCGCCAACACCUCAUAUGUGGUUGGAAAACGCAACCGGCUGGAUACCUCCUAUGGCUAUUUGGUAACCUUGAAUCGUUGGAAAUUUGUCGCCCAACAGCAAAAUUAUUUUUCCCAUAAAUUAUUUUGUACCAAUGAAAAACUGCAACUACCCAAGCCACCAUUUUCCAUUGCCCUGCAGGAGAAUUCACCAUAUCGGGAGGCCCUAAAUUAUCUCAUACAUCGGGUGCAUGAAUGUGGUCUAUCUAUACCCUGGUAUUCCAGUACCUUUGUGGAUAUGGUUAGACUUAAAAUGAUAUCCUUAGAAGAUCCAAAUCCUGAGCAGGAAGUCAGGGUAUUAAGACCAGAGGAUUUAUUUUGGUUAUGGAUUAUUCUACUCAUUGGAUAUGGUCUGAGUACGGCCGCAUUUAUUUUGGAAAUUUAUCGUAAAUAUCGAAGAAGUAAUAUAAUAAUAAAUAAUUAA